CAUUCGGCCAACACACACGGCCAACCGCCAUGGCUUCUGCGAGUAGCCCGAACAUAUUCGGAGUUAAGACUGUCGCCAUGGACAAGCGUACCAGAUCAGCUUUGCAGCAGCGGCGCGGUACACAAUUUCGAGACACCUAUACCCCUCCUCUUCCCCGCCUUGUGCAUCUUUAGACCCCCUGGACGUUCGGUCUUUUCUUCACCUCUCCGGCAUCUCUCUGCAUUCCUCCUUGAUCACCGCAAACAUGGCCUUCCCGUGGUCAGCGAAGAAUCUCCCCAAGCAAAUCUUCAUCAACAAUGAAUACGUCGACUCCAAGAGCUCCAAGAAGCUCACCGUCCACAACCCCACGGAUGGCUCGCUAGUCGCCGACGACAUCCCCCUCUCCGGCGAGCAGGAUGUGGACGCCGCUGUUGCCGCCGCCGAGAAGGCCUUCCCGGUGUGGAGGAAGAUGGCUCCUAACGAGCGGCGCAACAUCAUGUUGAAGUUUGCUCAGUUAGUCGAGGAUAAUGCGAUAGCGGUUGCUGAGCUUACGCGUGUCUCACUGGGAGCCCCGUACAAGGCUUUCGGCGCUUUUGAAAUUGGCCUUUGCGCUGAGGCAUUCCGAUACAACGCCGGCUGGAUCGACAAGUUCGGAGGCGAGUCCUGGCCACAGGAAGACGGCUUUCUUAAGAUCGUGCGCAACGAGCCGCUCGGGGUGACUGCCGGUAUCGUGCCCUGGAAUGGCCCCGUUGGCACCAUCGGUCUCAAGGCUGGUCCUGCGCUCGCCAUGGGAAAUUGCUUCAUCCUCAAACCAUCGGAAAAGACACCCCUUUCCUCCCUCGCCCUCGGUUCCCUCAUCAAAGAGGCCGGUUUCCCUCCGGGUGUCUUCCAGAUCCUCUCUGGUGAUGGCAGCACCGGCGCCCUCAUUGCGAGCCACAUGCGCAUCCGCAAGGUCUCAUUCACUGGCUCCAUCGCCACGGGAAAGAAGAUCCAAGAGAUGGCCGCGAAAUCGAACCUCAAGCGUGUAACGCUCGAGCUCGGGGGCAAGUCUCCCGCCGUUGUAUUCGAUGACUGCGAUCUCGAAAACGCUGUUACCUGGACCGCGAACGCCAUCACUGCCAACACCGGCCAAGUCUGCUUCGCCGCCUCGCGCGUGUACGUGCAGGAGGGCAUCUACGACAAAUUCAUCGAGAAGUACAAGGAGGCGAUGAAAGCCAAAUCCAAGGAAGUCGGCGACCCGGAAAAAGAGGGCACCAACAUCGGCCCGCUAGUCGACGAAGCGCAGUUCAAGCGCGUAUCCGGCUUCAUCGAGCGGGGGCAGAAGGGCCAAGGCAAGCUGCUCGUCGGCGGCCAGCGGAUCGGCGACAAGGGAUACUACAUUGAGCCCACCGUCUUCACCGACGUCGAUCCUAAUUCUGAGAUCCACUGCCAGGAGAUCUUUGGCCCUGUGUCCGUCGUGCGGUCUUUCAAGACAGAGGAGGAAAUCAUGAAGCUGUCGAACGAUACGAACUUUGGCCUUAUGGCAGGCGUGUUCACGCAGGAUAUCAAUAAGGCGCUGCGAGUAGCGUCGGAAUUCGAGUCAGGUAUGGUGGGUAUCAACUGCGUGAGCUUGAUGUUCAUGACAUCGCCGUUUGGUGGAUCGAAGGAGAGCGGGUUGGGGCGAGAGUGUGGUAUUCAUGCGCUGAGGGCGUUUACGGAACCGAAGACUAUCAUGGUCAAUCUGACCUACUAGGAGGUAGCAGAGCGAUGAGUGGCGUAUGUACAGUACUAUUACGGUAUAGAAUGAUGAC
Messenger RNA from Trematosphaeria pertusa, 1769 nucleotides. RefSeq names its product aldehyde dehydrogenase. The record is from RefSeq and is a predicted model, not a curated record. Gene Ontology annotation, molecular function: aldehyde dehydrogenase (NAD+) activity. NCBI's taxonomy places the organism in Eukaryota, Fungi, Ascomycota, Dothideomycetes, Pleosporales, Trematosphaeriaceae. Bases 245 to 1711 code for a protein of 488 amino acids. The transcript has 2 exons.